Salvelinus sp. IW2-2015 is the source of this 2578-nucleotide messenger RNA. The record is from RefSeq and is a predicted model, not a curated record. NCBI's taxonomy places the organism in Eukaryota, Metazoa, Chordata, Actinopteri, Salmoniformes, Salmonidae.
UUAAUCACAUAUGAUGCUCGUACUGCUAGCCAAGCCUGUUGCCGCCACCGUGUUGUUAUCCAUCUACGGUUGUCAGUGGUCCCAGGAUUUGAGGGGAUGCGCCCCCGCCGUCCUCCUAUUGUGUUUCGCUUGAACAAACUGUAUGGCUCCCCAGGGCAGCAGUGUUGAGCACGGUCGGAUUGAACAUGUAGUUCAUGUGACAUUCUGGUUCGGAACUGGCAAUAUGUGCGUGCGGCUUGCGUGACUGGAGUGGUGAGACAGCGGCUUUUUUGGAUUCAGUUGACUGGGAUACGCGGAGUACUCGGAAGUACCGACGCACCUUGUGUAAUAGAGAACCAUGAGCACUGUGGUAGUGGACUCGGACCACAUGAUACCAUGAAGAGAAGCCUGCAGGUCCUGCGCCGCCAGCUGCUGAGUGUUCUAGCGAUCCUAGCUGUGCCAGUGGGAGUGGUGUUCUCUACCCAGGAGCUGUACCCCAGCUGGACCCCCGAGGACCCUGUCUCCAUGUCAGCGCCCCACAACAGCCCCCCUAACCCGCUACUGCCUCUCCCAGACUGGCAGCAGGAGGACUCCAGCAGCAGGGACCCUUGGUCCCCCCAGGGAGGGGCACUGCCCACAGGCAUCAUCAAGCCCACCACAGCCCUCAGCUCCUGGGGCUGGCAUCUAACCCACCACACCAGCCUGGCACACACUGUGACACCACCCAGUAAAGACAGCCUCAUUCAUGCUGCAGCUACUUUCAGUCCUAACACUGUGAACUCUGUGAGAGUCAACCAAGACCCUGGCCCUAGCUUUGUCAGCCCCAGUCCAGUCAAGCAGGCCCAUUCCCCCAGCUCUGGUGCUCUCAACCCAGGCCACAGCUCUAAUUCUCUCAGUGCAGACCAGGGCCUCUUGCCCAACUCAGUCAAUCAAGCCCAUAGCCCAGAUAAUGCUAAUGUUAACCAGGGCAACAGCCCUCCUAGACCUCCCAGCUCUGCUGGCCAACAGAGUGAGGUAGCUCCAGCUGCAGUGGAGGGGGCUCCAGACUCUGGGUCUGCCCUGGCUCCUUCUUUGCCCAGCCCGCUCACAGAGAGAGAGGAUACUCUGGGCCCGAAGCUUGGUGGUCCCCCGGCCCCCACACACACCCAGGAGCCUCAGGGGGGGGAUUUCAAGGAGCCCACAGACCCCAGUCAGCAGGACUUCACCACUGAGCUGCAGCCUUCCUCUCUCUCCUCCUCUUCUUCCUCAGAGGAUUCUGCUCUAGAUCAGACCCUCAGGGAGCAUGUUGAAGCCACGCCCGAGCUUUCCCGACCCCACGCCAUCACCCUACGGGAGGUGCACCCACUGGUCAACGAGGACCCCACCCUGGAGCUCAAAACAGAUGGCAAUGUCACUUUUCAUAGCGGCAGUGUGGAGGGCAUCCCCGGCGAGGACCCCUCCUCCCAGUGGAACAGCUCGUCCGCUACGGAGCCCCCCUCCACGGCCAGUGGGAACUUUCUGAACCGACUGGUCCCCGCCACCACUGCAGACCCCUGGGGUCCUGGUAAUGGCUCCGGCCCCGCUCUGGACUCACCGCUGUCCAGCACCACCAUCUGCCUGAGCAAGAUAGACAUUGUGUGGAUCGUGUUGGCCAUCAGUGUGCCUGUGUCCUCGUGCUCUGUGCUGCUGACCAUGUGCUGUAUGAGGAGGAAGAAGAAGUCUUCAAAUCAGGAGAACAACCUGAGCUACUGGAACAAUGCCAUCACCAUGGACUACUUCAACAGGCACGCUGUGGAGCUGCCCCGGGAAAUCACGUCCCUUGACAAUGCUGAGGAGUGGAUGCCGAGGUUGGAACAUGUUUAGAAUGCUCGUGGUGACACACAGGUGUUGUGUUGCGUCCCUGUUUUAUUCCUCCUCUCACUGGAGCUUUGCCUCAUCCCUUCCUCCCUCCAUCCAUAUUGUUCUUUCCUAAAGUGCCUCUAGCUUGUCUGGUGCUGUUACCGUAGGGAUGAAUUGUGAAUAGAUUUAUCUCUAUGGCCGUUACAGUCCAUUUCUAUUGCUUAUUUCUCCUGAAUAGCCUUUUUCCAGUGCAACCUAGAAUAUCUAUAUAUAGUACUAUAUAUAGUAAUUUGUUUCUGUUAGGGUUUGGGGUAUUGCCAGUUAGAAUGUACCUCUCUUUUUCUCCUCUCUUUCUGUAGGGCUCGUACUUCUGAAUCMCCGUGUUGGGUUUUUUUCAGCUUUUUCUCCGCCACCCCCCACCCCAUGUUCUGUCUUUUAGCUGAGCAACCGUCACUAUUUCUCUCUCCUCUUUCUCUCUCCCUCUGCUGUGUUGCGUUUUCUGCUGAGUCACCCCUCCUUUGCCCUUCUUUCUUUCUUUUCUCUGUCAUUGGCGCCUGUUCAUCUACCGUCUCUCCUUCCCUCUAUUUUUCUCUCUGUGUGUUCUCUCUGCUAGCGUAAUCAUUCAGCCAUCUUUUGUCCUCAUGGGAAUGGUUUGUGUCUGCCAAGUCACAAAACACUCUGCCCUGAAUCUCACUAGCCUUUAGAAUCAGCUAGUAUUUCUCUUCUAUAGUGUGUACCUGGCAUGAAUCAUGCCCAUUUAUGUGAUGUAGUGUCAUGCUAA